Molecule: messenger RNA, 7038 nt
Organism: Cotesia congregata
Lineage: Eukaryota; Metazoa; Arthropoda; Insecta; Hymenoptera; Braconidae
Source: the annotation of a GenBank genome assembly
AAUCCCGAAAUUCAAAGCGGAAAACAAUCAGACGGACAAAUGACGUCUGAAUCCCAAAAAUAUCCUACACAUAUAACCGGUAAGUCCCAGAUAGAUGACAAUAAAUUAUUAUAUUGUUAUAUAUGUAAUGUUGAACAAACUUGGAAGGAGCACAAGAUCAGCUACCAACAUGCGUCACAGCUCCACUAUUUUUUAAAUAAUUUUGAAGAGUCAUCAGCGGAAUAUGUCAAAUGCAAGCUAUGUAACAAUCAGAUUUCAAAAAGUUCAUUUAAAAAACACGCUGCUAAAACACAUAAAUUGAUUCCAUGGUACAGACCACCUACUGAACCAAUUUUGUACUUCAUAAAUUUUAUCAAGCCAACAAAAGAAGCUUAUAAAUGCCUCUUAUGCGAUAAAAAACUCAAUAAUUGGUACAUGGCAUUGAGACACAUUGAGCUUUCAAAUCAUCGAAUUCGUUUGAAGAGCAUUAUUAAAGAAAAUGUCGAUGAAGCACGUUUGAAAAUUAGAUUUUGUAGAGAGGCAAUUGACCAUUACAUUUUUUCCAACGGAGCUUCGCGAGCUCGAUGUUUAGCAUGUAAUAUUAUUUUUGAGGAAUACAAUGCUGUUUAUGAACAUUUUGCUGAUGAAACUCACAAGGAGAAUUUCAAGGCUAAUAACAUCUAUCCCGUUUUAUCUUUGGAUAAUUCCAUGAGUUUGCUUCUUGAGGAUUUGAAAAUAAGUGAUCCAAAAAAUUCUACAAGCGAUGACUCUGCUGGAACUUCUAAUUCAGAGUCUCUAGCAUCUACUAGCUCAGGUUUCGGAUCUACUUUUAGAGACCCAAAACUCAAUGAUAAUAAUUUUGAUAACGAGGACAAUGUAAGUAAUAAAUCUCCAGAGAAAAUUGAAGUCGUCUCUCCUUCUAAUGAGCUGAAAAUUUAUUCCGAAAAACUUGUAAUAAAAGAAAAGGCAGACUUAGCACUCUCUAAUUCAAAAUCUAUAAUCAAUUGGACGAAAUUAGAAAAUUUGAUCCUUCGUUUUUUUGAAAACUACAUUUAUAUCGGUGACGACUAUUAUUAUUAUUGUAAUUUAUGCAGACAAAGUUUCUCAUCUUUAUCGUCUAUGUCGGAACAUCUUGACGAAUCGGAUCACAAACAUCAAUUAUUAGAAGAACAAAAAGAAACAUGUACCAAUGAAUAUAAUGCACCUUACUUGCCAAUUUUUAUUGAAUCACUCAUCUCAAAUAAUAUUUUUCCUUAUAACUUAACAAAAUUGAAAUGUUUCACCUGUCUGACUAUACUACCAUCUUAUAGAAGUGCCGAAGAACACAUCAACAGUCAAUUACACAGAAACAAUCAUAUUUUUCUAAAAGCACCUAAAAAUAAUCAACAAUUGUUACCGGAAUCAAAAACUGAUGUGGCUAUUUACUGUAAAAAUUUUAUCAAAAAAGGCCGUACAGACUAUUACUGCCACUUGUGUAAGUCUGCUUUUACAUCAUCAAUUGCAGUGAUGACGCAUAUCGAUACAUUGGAACAUUGUAAGCUUUUAUCGGAAGAAACAUCAAAAGCAUUUUGGGAGACUCAGUAUUCGUUAUAUUUCUAUGAAUUGUGUGUAAGAAAUAGUAUUUUUAGACUAUCUCACAAAAAGCUAAAAUGUUUUGCAUGCAAAGGUAUUGAAAUACGGAAGAACGUGUUUGAAAAUCAUAUUAAAACUCCAGAACAUCAAACUGGUAUUGUAUCAAAUAAUCCAAGCAAUGAUAAUCAAAUUCCACACAAUGACAAUCAAAUUUCGCUCAAUGAUGAUCAAAUUUCACACAAUGACAAUCAAAUUCCACCCAAUAACAAUCAAAUUCCACACAAUGAUAAUCAAAUUCCACAAAUUGCAAUCAAGAAUUCUAAAUCUUCAACAGAAAAACUAAUUAUUAAAAAAGAUCAAUUGAUACCCGAAUGUGAUUUGGAAAAUCGAUUUUUAAAAUGCUUUGAAAAUUAUAUUUUUGUUAGUAAUAGUAAUUAUUUUUGUAAUUUGUGUGAAAAGGAAUUUUCUUCUUUGUCUUCAAUGUUCGUACAUAUACUCGAUUCAACUCAUAUAAAUCUUUUAGAAGAAAGAAGAAAGAAGCACAAGAUAAGUGAGCAUAAAUUUUUGCACAUCCCGAAAUUGUAUGAAGUCCUUGUUCGGCACAAUGUUUUUCAAUUUAAUCCACUGACACUAAUAUGCAUAUCAUGCGGGUGCAGACUAAGUGGUUACAUUAGUGCUGAAAAACACAUGAAUACUAAGCAACAUAAAAUUACUCAUAAAUCUCGACUUGAUGAAAUAAAAUCACCUACCUUAAUCGCAAGUGAAGAUGAAUGUAUAGAUGCUGCAACUGUAUUACGAAAAACAAAGAAAAAAUUCGCUAAAUAUUUUAAAAAUUCUAUUGAAAUGCGCUCAGAAGAUUACUAUUGCCAUCUUUGUUGUAUUAAUGUAUCAUCUUCUGAAGUAAUAGAGCACAUUCAAAAACCAGAGCAUGUUAAGUUCGUCAAGAAUAAGUUCAAAGAUAAAUAUAAAGUUCGAAAAAAUAUUUUUUACACCGAAUUGUGUGUAAGAAAUGGUAUUUUUUGUCACACUGUUCCUGUAUUGAAUUGUUUUACUUGCAAUAAUUUGGUUGGAAAAAAGGAAAACAUAGAAAAGCAUGUACAGAGUGAGGCGCACAAGAUAAAUCGAGAAUCCAGGCAACAAAACACAAUUAAACCUCAAUCCAAAACUAAUUCAACUGAAUUAGUUUCGGUUGAACCUAUCACGGACGUUAAAAUAAAUAAAGCUCUUCCACUUCAAGCAUCAAAUUGUCUUUCCAACGAAACAAAAAUUGAAAUUAAUCAGAAUAUUGUGCCAAGAGUUAGAGAAAAAAUUGAUGAUACUAUUCAAUUAAUACCAGUAUGUGAUUUAGAAAAUAAUUAUUUAAUUUUUUAUGAAAAUUUUAUAUUUAUAUGCGGCAAUACUUAUCGCUGUAAUUUGUGUAAAAAAAAUUUUCUGUCAUCUUCGAUUUUAUCACAUAUAAACGAUUCACAUCAUCAAAAUCUUUUAGAAGAAAAAAGACAAGAAAGUGGUAUUAGUAAGCACAAAGUUGUAUACUUACCAAAUUUUUAUGAAUUACUUAUCCGAAAUAAUAUCUUUCAGUCCGAUUCACUUGCAAUUAAAUGUUUGUCAUGUGAGUGUUCUAUUACAGAUUACCCGACUGCUGAAGAUCACAUUGAUAGUGAGUGGCAUAAAAAUAAUAUUAAAUUUAUGGCUGCUAUAAUGGGCGCGUUAAUUCCCAUUGAAAGUAAAGACAAAAAUUCUUCAGGACCGCAAAUCCUACCGGAUACGAAAGAAGAUUUUGCAAAGUAUUUUGGAAAUUUUAUUGAAAAACGUCAAGAAGAUUACUAUUGUCAUUUGUGUUAUAUUACUCUGUCAACUUGGCUUGAAGCAUCAGCGCACAUGGAGGUUCCAAAGCACCGUAACAUCGCAAAGGAUCAGUAUGUCGACCCAAAGAUCCAAAGUAAUUUAUAUUACAGUGAAUUAUGUGUAAGAAAUAGUAUUUUUUGUUACAGUUCCACCGAAUUCCAAUGCUUUAGUUGCAAAAAAAAUUUUUUUUCAAUGAAUGACGUAGAACUACAUGUUGGAAUUAAAAGACACAAAAAAAAAUUUAAAGUUAACUCAAUUAAAAAGACAUCAACAGAAACUGUUCCAGUGAGUACACAAAAUUCUUUGAACAACAACAAGAAUAUUGCGAUUUAUCAGAGCACUGGAUCUACUGAAGGAAAAAAAUUUAAUAAUCAGUCAAUAUCUAAUUUAAAAUUGGAAGAUCAAUUUUUAACGUGCUUCAAACAUUUUAUUUGCAUUUUUGAUAAAUUUUAUUACUGUUGUCUAUGUGAAAAUGCUUUUCUGUCAUCAGUUCUAAUGUUGUUGCAUAUAAAUGAUCCAAUCCAUAUAUAUCUGUUGAGAAAAAAAAAACAAGGGUAUGCCGAGCACACAGUUUUGUAUACGCCAAAUUUUUAUGAACUGCUUGUUCGGAAUAAUGUUUUUCUACUUAAUCCACUGACAGUAGAAUGCUUAUCAUGCGAAUGCCGUAUCAAUGGAUACAUUAGUGUUGAAGAUCACAUAAAUGGUUACACACACAAAAAUACUCAUAAAUCUAUAUUUGAAGAAAUAAAUUCACCUACCUUAGUCUCAAGUGAAGAUAAAAAUGCAGACACGAUAAUUGGAUUACCAGAAACGAAAGAAGAUUUUGACCAAUACUUUGUAAAUUUUAUUGAAAAGCGCUCCGAAGAUUAUUACUGUCAUCUGUGUUGUACUAAAUUGUUAUCUUCUGAAGUAAUGGUGCAUAUUAAAAUUCCAAUGCAUCUUAAUCUUCUCAAGAAUAAUUACAAAAAUAAAAAAGCUAAAAAUAAUUUUUUUUACACCGAAUUGUGCGUAAGAAAUGGUAUUUUUAGUUUUGAUGAUCCUGGCUUGAAAUGUUUUAUAUGCGAUAAAUUGGUUGGAGAAAAAAAAAUGAUUGAAGAGCAUGUAGAGAGUGAAGAACAUAAGACUAAGCAUGAGUCAAUAGCUAUUUCUUCUUCCGUAACUAAAACUUUUUCUAGCGAGUUGCCGACAACUCAAAAUCAGUUUCUUGAAUUAUUUAAGAAUUCAAUCUUUCUUCACGAAGAAAAUUGUUUUUGCAAUUUGUGUGAAAUAUAUUUCCCAAUGUCUGAUGCUAUGACACACAUAGAAAGUAGGUGUCACAAGGAGAAAGUAGGGUACGAUAAAAAAAAAUUUCUUAAGGUCUGUAUUAAGGUACUAAAUAAUUUUGAAGAACUUGUACGAAACAACGUUUUUCCGAUAAAUAGCUCCACGUUAAAUUGUUACUCAUGCAAUCUUAAAUUUGCUAGAUAUCAAACCAUCAUAUAUCAUCUUAAAACCUAUGAACAUAAAAGUGGUCUCAAUAAAUUAAAAACUAUUUUAAUAGCAGAAGAAAAAUCAGCAUCUAAAGAAUCUCCAAAAGAGCAAAGUAAACAUAAAAGUGUUACUAAUGAAUUGAAAACUACUUCAGUAGCAGAAGAAAAGUUGAAAGCUAAAAAAUCUUCAAAAAAGCAGCAAAAAAGUAAAUAUAAUUCUUCAAACAUCUUAUCAUGUAAUAUUUACAAGUACAAUGAUACAAGAAAUGAAUUUUUCUACUGCUGUGUUUGCAAUCUUAAAAUCAGGUCUCGUAAUAUCUUACACGUCCAUUUAUCCGGCCAUUUUUGGCAGCUAUUUACUGAUGAAGAUAUGGAUAACUUGAUGGCUUCAGCGAAGUUGCAGUCUGAAAAAGUUCUAGUUGUUAAGAACGAAAGUGUUGGGCAACCUGUUUUGAACUUUUUGGAUGGUAGAAGACUUGCAGAAAUUAAAGAACAAGCGAAGAUGACUGGUGAUAAGAAACCCGAUAAGGAUGUCUCAUUGAAAAAGAAGAAAAAACGAGAUAAAAAAAAGGAUGAUAAUAAAGAGAAAAAAGAUAAAAAAGGUCCAGGAAGGCGUUUUAGAAAUAUCAAGAUAGAGGAUCUAGAUGUUGAUGAAAAUAACAGCUCCAAUGAACUCGAUAUUUAUGAAAUGAAUGAAGAAAUACGCAAUGUGAUCCAGGUGAGUUUAAGUAGAAUUUGUAUUAUCAACAAAGAUGAAAUUUACUGUAUGAUAUGUCGCAAAAAUGUGGAAUAUUCUUCGCGAAUUGUCUAUGAACAUUUUCGAAGCAUUGAACACUCGUACUUUCUGACACAAAUGGUCCAGGAUCACAUGAAAUUUGAAAGUUAUCCAAGGGAGCUGAGUGAUUUUGAAUUGGCCCGUGAGAUGAUGGAGGAUAAAAGCGAUCGACAUGUUAGUUGCUUUGUUUGUAAUCCUGCUAAGCCUGCGACUAUUCCUAACAAUGUCGAAUCCUUGAAGUUUCAUAUAAACUCGGAAAGGCAUCAGAAUAAAAAAGAAAAAUUGAGCGAGAAUUUGCAGGAAUUUAUAAGUAAUUUUUACUCAAGGCUAGAACGCAAUUGGUUCAAUAUUCAGAAAUACUGGUGUGUGAUUUGCAACGGUAAAUUUAAUCUUGAAUACAAAUUUUGUCGUCAUUUCAAAUCAGAGUCUCAUAAUAAAAAGUUGCAGAACUUUAUUAGAUUUGAAAAUCUUAUUUUCGAUUUUUGUCCUACAUGUGGUAUACUUUAUUAUGGAUUCAAGAAUACUUUUACUUAUCAUUCAGAAUGUCAGUUUCAUAAAUUUUAUCGUGAUAAAAAUUCAUAUUUCAUAUCACAACUUCCGAAACUUACUGAAGAACUGGUGGCUAACGCGGAAGAAAAAUUGAAAAAUCAAUUAAUUAAGUUGGAAAGUAAUGAAGCUACAAGAAAAAAUGAAGAACAGUUGUUGUUAAAAGAUUUGAAAAAGACAAUUAAUAAUUAUGGAGAUGCUAAAAUUAUCGAUUGCGAUUUAUCAUUUACCAAUGGUCUAACAACUGAAAACACCAAAUUAGUCAAAUUAUACGUUGAUAAGUAUCCGAUGUGCAAGAAACUCAUUUUGUUCAUGAGAUACUGGAUAGAUGCUUGCAAUCUUAAUGGUCAAGAUGAAAUUCGCAGCUACGCCAUUUCCUGGAUGGUAAUUUAUUAUUUACAAACAAAGUUUAUUUUACCAAGCGUUGCAGAGUUGAUGAAAACUCAAGGAGAGUCACGUGUGGUUGGUGGUUGGGAAACCAAAUUGACCAAAGAUUUUAAGCUACCUGAUAUUAUUGACUAUAGUUUUAGGGAUCUGUUGUACGGAUUUUUUAUUAUGUGCGCUGGAUUCGAUUACAGAAAUAAUAUUAUCUGUCCGCUUCUGGGUAGACCGGUAAAAAAAAUCGAUUUUCUUGUGCCUAAAAAAAUGACAAAUUUACCUGAAGAAAUGAGGCCUUAUAUAAAUUUCAUGAAGAAAAAUCGUAAACAGAUCGACGGUUUUCGAUCCGAUUCGGUAAUGGGCGUUCAAGAUCCUUUUGAUCUCAGCCACAAUUUAACAAAAGCCAUCAAAAAAUUUGUCGUGUAUCGAUUCCGAACUUACUGCGCUAUAAGUGCUGAUAAGUUAAUUAAUUGA